AUGCAGCUAAAGAAUGCCAUUCACUUUACCGUCCUUGGAAGCGCCAUCCUCGCCUUUGCACACCCCGGACAUCACGAGAAGCGCGACUCAGCUCCUGUGAGGGCAUACAAGAGAGAUGUCGGGCAUGGACUUGCAAAAUGUGCAAGCCAGCUAGAGGCCAGUGGUCUUCAAGCUCGUUCUGAAGCGCGCCGUAAGGCAACAGUCCAGUUGCACCGCCGACAGUUGAUCACCCGAGACACCGAUGCCGUGCUCAGCAAAUCACACCAGGCAACCCAUCCCGUGUCGCCGUCCAUGUCUCCUGAUGAACUCUUCAAUGACACGACUCAGAAGGCUUGCAUCCUUGGCCCCACUGCUGAGGGAGAAACCGGUCCAUACUGGAUACCUGGCGAGCGAGUCCGGUCCGAGAUCCGCGAAGGACAACCUGGAGUUCCGGUUCUUCUCGAACAGCAGUAUAUUGACGUCGAAACGUGCAAGCCCAUUCCGCGUCUCUAUGCUGAACUCUGGGGCUGCAAUGCUACUGGGGUUUACUCCGGCCUGGUUGCAGAGGGGAAUGGGAACCCUAAUGACCUGGGCAAUCGAAACCGCACUUUCCUUCGUGGCAUUCAGGAAACCGACGCAGAUGGUGUUGUCACAUUUUAUACUCUCUUCCCGGGCCACUAUGAUGGACGCACCACGCAUUACCAUAAUAUCGCCCAUUUUGGCGCGAGACAUCUACCCAACAACACCAUUGCCGGUGGGACAGUAGGACACGUCGCUCAAAUAUUCCUCGACCAGGACCUGAUUGAGCAAGUUGAAUCAACCUAUCCGUACAAUACCAACAAUAUUCCAAUCACACUUAACUCGGUGGAUCGGGUCGUCGGCCAGGAGACGGAGAGCGGGGACUCUGACCCCAUGCUCAAUUAUGCAUUCCUGGGAGACAAUAUCGAAAAUGGACUUUUUGCCUGGAUAACCGUGGCUGUCAACGUCUCGGCCGUGCACUAUCCAUACUACACCAACGUUUACACGGCCGCAGGAGCGGUAGAAGUGGAAGGCACUGCGGAUGGAGACCCUAGGGCAAUUGAUGGCGGCCUUCCCCAGAGCUCUGCGGCAUAG
Messenger RNA from Aspergillus puulaauensis, 1092 nucleotides. Its product is annotated as intradiol ring-cleavage dioxygenase. The record is from RefSeq and is a predicted model, not a curated record. The transcript has a single exon. Gene Ontology annotation, molecular function: oxidoreductase activity, acting on single donors with incorporation of molecular oxygen, incorporation of two atoms of oxygen; iron ion binding. NCBI's taxonomy places the organism in Eukaryota, Fungi, Ascomycota, Eurotiomycetes, Eurotiales, Aspergillaceae. The coding region runs from base 1 to 1092 and encodes 363 amino acids.